AUGCCCAGGUCUACAUUUUCAAGGUUAUUCCAAAGAAAUGGUGGUGGUAAACCAUUAGAAACAGAUGAUUCAACCUCGUCGUCGGAAAACGUGAAGUUUAAAUUGCGGCCACACAGUAUCUACAUGUCCGCCAUGAUCUUCAAUAGCGAAGGGAACCUACUGUUGACGCCCUCAGGCCACAUUCCGACCGUACCAGUCAUUCAGGACGAUCAAGCUUUAUACGACACGUUCGAUGACACCAGCACCGAAUUUUCUUGGGCUGUGAAGACAUCCAUGGAUUGGGCUGAUCAUGAAGAUGCAGAAGUUUCUAGCAACGACGCAAGAUCAUCUUGUUCAGAUGAAGGGCUCGGAACCAGCGAUGAGUCUACGAAGAGUCAGAGUUCAUCCUCAGAUGAAUGCAUGUCUCCUGUCAAUUGCAAUUUUUCAAUGGACGAUAGUCGUGCUACGCUGCAGUUCAGAGAAGGCGUUUUGACAGCUGCCUCUCAGCUUAGAAAGCAUACUGGGUGCCAUCAGCUUGGUAUCUUCCACGAUAAGGUUGUCGAAUUUCGCCGCCAAGACAUAAAAAUGAUCGUCACAGUCCAAUUCUGCCCAAAAAGUCUGGAAGGCCUGUAUGGAUGCACUUCUUACCCAAAAAGCUUACAAUCCUUGCGUUGGGCUCCUCAAGAUCGCAUUAAUUCACUCUAUGGAGAACCACAGAUAAAUUCUGAUGUGUGGUUUCGAGCUCAAGCUAUUUACAACGCCAGACGUGCCAUCUUAAAUCCUGGACUUUACCUUGGUCUCUUCCAUGUUCAAAGUACGCCACGAGGACUGGGAAUACUAGUCGACAAGCGACACAAGAAUCUGUUACCAUGUGCACGCAUAAGAUCGGAAACCAACCUGUCUAGUUCUGAAUGGAAAUGGAUACAAAUGCAAGCUGAAAAAGACAUUAAUACAGAAGAUGGCAUAGCAUUCCUUAAAAACUCUGGUAGCGUGGAACGCAAGAAAACCAUACUCGAAAUCGAAAGGAAAGUCGCAACCUUUGCUUCUUCAGUACGACAAGCGAAGAGCAUGCUCGCUAAAAGCACUGGUGUGGACAUCCAGAUGAGUGACAUGUUUGCGGAGGACACUGUCACUAUCACCAAGACCAAAGGAGAUGCGAAAGGGAACUUCCAUUACGCAACGCUGAGCUCUGACGCAAUGUUCGUGACUGAAUAUUUCAAGCAUCAAGAACAAUCUCUUCAGUAUAAUGAAAACGGUAAUGGAAUCAUAUCAAUCUCGGAUAUGAUCAUGAAAGAAAACGAUAACAAAAUUGUUGAUCACGCGUCUAAUGUACCCAUUCGCAUUAUUGUCAUCAUCAAACCGAUGAGCACCGUUGGACAUGAUGUAGAGAAGUCCGUUAAUUCUGGUUACAAAUUCCACCCCUUCCCUCUCUUUGAUAUCCUUCAUCACAGCUGUUAUAAUGCAACUGUUUACAAUCCUUUGCGCCGAUCCAUGUUACACCUACAAAACGUAUACACUGCCAUACGUCUUCACUGUGAAGCGGGCAAUGACAUUGGCUCUCUGGACAACAGUUCGACCAUAUCGGAUCGAAGCUGUUUCUUCACUGAUAGUUCAACAUCACAAGCUAGUCGUAAACUCGCCUCGUCUAUAUGCACUACAGCAACUACAAAACAAAAACGAAAUUGCGCUCUUUCAAACCUUGCCCUGGAUAUGACCAAACUCACCAACAAAUGGUUACAAAUUUCUUGGACGUAUAGGAUGAUUACCUUUGAUAGAAAGAGAUUACUUAACCAAGCCAAAGUUGAGUGCACAACCAUCCACAUUCCCAAACGAGAUGGAAGGUCUUUAGGUUCACACUUACAGGCACCAUGCAGCUUAGCCCGCACUAAUUCUACCGCCAUCCAAUCCUUGGAAGUAGCUACUUCCCUAUCCCAUUCACUCACUUCUUGA
Molecule: messenger RNA, 1929 nt
Organism: Umbelopsis ramanniana AG
Lineage: Eukaryota; Fungi; Mucoromycota; Umbelopsidomycetes; Umbelopsidales; Umbelopsidaceae
Exons: 1
Coding region: 1-1929 (642 amino acids)
Biological process (GO): establishment of mitotic spindle orientation; regulation of establishment of bipolar cell polarity
Cellular component (GO): spindle
Source: RefSeq, a predicted model, not a curated record